GCUGCCUUGAUUGGGCAACAGUCAGCCCAGACGGCCCGGCAUUCGAAGCUUCGAAAAGUCGCAUCGUUAAACGAUCAGACAACGAGAGUGCGUACCGAGUGCGAUUUUGCGAUGGCUCUUCCGGCAGAACUCGCGGCGCGCUCAGCGCUGUCGAGAAUAUGCACACGAUGCUCGGUAUCUCUCAGAAGGCAGGGCCAGACACCCAAUGGCUUUCUCCAGACUUCCCGGCAACAACGGCGCUCGCAGUCCGGGAAGAGCUCCUCGAGGACGAUACCCCAGGUCGACAGUAUUGCUACACCCGCCGCUCGAACAAGCAAGAUCCAAAACCCCGUUGCCAGGCGAUUUUCCUCCGGGCUUGCGCAAACCAACUUCACCUCGACCGCCGCCCCCUCCGAGUCACAACCGAAGCAAGUUCUAGGGGCAGACGACCUCCUCCACUCCUUCACAAACUCCCCGAUCCCCGCGAUCCGGAAGCGGGCGGCCUUCAUAAAACAACAUGCGAGUUGUCUCCACCACCACCAUCAGCCAGGCGGUUCCAUGGCCCCGGCCCAUGUCAAUUUCGAGUGCCCCGACUGUGGAAUUCCGGUUUAUUGUAGCAAGGAACACUGGGCAGACGAUUAUGAGGCGCACCUGGAGAUUUGCGACACACUGCGCCAAAUCAACGAGGAUGACCACGACCUCCAGUCCGGCCGCUCGUUCCCCGAAUUCGAAUAUGCGGGGGAACAAAUGGACGAUGCGCUGAUCAACAUGUCCAGCUGGGAUACCUUCUUGUAUACGCGACAGUUCAAUGCCAUCAAUACCGAUCGGAGUAUGAGGCAGGCGACAAGGCUGCUAACGUACCCCGUUACGAUCGGGAGCAUCCUUCACGAGCUUAGCCCUUACAACAUCAAAGCUGGCGGCAGGAUCACGCCCGAGGGUAUCAAGAGCUUUAGCGCUCUGCGGUACACUCUCCACCCGGCAAAGACGGGCGGCGGUGAUGAUAUUAAGGGCCUCCGAGCGCAGGCCCCAGCAGUACGCCUCUUCAUCCUCGGCGCCCGGGCCGAAUCAUCACUGCCUCGGGAUGCCUGGAUUCAGUUGGCGCAUCUCUUCCCGCUCUCGAGGAUUCACCUCAUCUUCAUCGGCCCGGAGAGCAUGCUAAAUAGGGACGAUGAGUUCCCGCUCCCUCCGCGGACGCCUACGAACCCCUUUGGCGCCAUUGUCGAGGACCGAGUAUGGCCGACAAUGAAGAUCAGCACCAUUGUCGACUACUACCACACCAUUCACAAGACUGGCCAUUUCUACCCCUACGACCCCUACUUUGACUGCUUUGUCAUGUUUCACCCGGGGUUGGGGCACCCCGCUAGCUCACAUGAGUGGGAGGAGACGUUGCCCAUGCUUUUGGAAACCAAGGCACCCAUUAUCGUCACCGGUUACACCCAAGCCGACAUGGAACGCGAUAUUGAUUUUGUCAACAAAACGGCAGCUGGAGAGUUCGAUGUCUUGAUGGAGCCCGGCGAGAACAAGUUCCGCAGCUUGCGAUGGGAUUUGAAUGAUCUGGACCCUCAGGACAUCAGCGCCGGUAACUGGGGCGUGUGGGCUUUCAGGGGCAAGAGAUACGAGACAACGCACAAGUCUACCGAACAGUAGUUCUCGCGC
Molecule: messenger RNA, 1635 nt
Organism: Chaetomium fimeti
Lineage: Eukaryota; Fungi; Ascomycota; Sordariomycetes; Sordariales; Chaetomiaceae
Product: zinc-finger of mitochondrial splicing suppressor 51-domain-containing protein
Exons: 3
Coding region: 112-1626 (504 amino acids)
Biological process (GO): mitochondrial respiratory chain complex IV assembly
Source: RefSeq, a predicted model, not a curated record